Molecule: messenger RNA, 2935 nt
Organism: Ectocarpus sp. CCAP 1310/34
Lineage: Eukaryota; Phaeophyceae; Ectocarpales; Ectocarpaceae
Source: the annotation of a GenBank genome assembly
AUGCGUCUUCGGGGUCCUAAAGUUCCAAAGUUCCGUGGUCACACGACACUCAUCGAGACGGUCAGGAGGUACCCUUCAGGCCUAACUGAGGCCGUUAUCUUGGCGGAACUUGAGCUCCUAUGGCGGAGGGACGUGCGAGGCGCCUUCGUGCCUGGAAAGCUUCAGGCCUAUCUCGAUGCGCAGUACGCCCCGCUGUCGGACGUCAUCCAGGCGUGCGUCGUUCGCCACUCUGACCAACUGGUAACGCUUGUGGAGGACCACUCCUGCAGUGUAUCGAGCAACCUGUCUCCCGCCAAGGUGGACAUGUAUCUGCACCAAAACUUCAAGCCUUGCUUACGGUACGCGCAGGGCGUCGGCCACGACCUGCUGGCGCCGGGGCGGAAAGUACGCCUCACCGGGUGCCGAUUGCUGACGGGGGCCGCCGCUGCCGUGACCGGGGGCGGUGGCCGUGCCGGUGGCGGGGAAGGAGGGCGGAGAUCCCCGAACUGCGGCGGGCCCUCGACUCUGCUGCUGACCGAGUACCUCGCCUUCGUGCUUGACCACAGGAGGUCGGACGACCUCAGGCUCGCGCAGGGCAUGUUCGGUGGGCAACGUGUGAAAAACACCUUCGAAGAGAAGUCCAACUAUGAGGAAUUCUUCGUGAUAUGCAAGGGGCGAAAACAACAGCAUCGGCGAGGAGAGGUGGGGGGCGAGGACGACGGCAGCAGCAGCAGCAGCAGCAGAGAGACUGUCCUCUUUCACCUCUGGGACGAGCAGACGUGCCUCACCUCCCUCUUCCGGAAGGGCGACGGCCUUGGGGUGUACUGGCCGUGGCUUGUGCGGGAACAGCAGCCGCGGAGCAGCGGGGGCGACCAAGGCUCAGCGGCGGCGCCGGGAGGGCUGCCUUCUCAGCAGCAACUUGUUUCUUCUCAGCUCCCAUUGCCUCGCGCUUCCUCCGGGUGGCACUUCGAGUACGGCUCGGCGACGGCUCUCUUCGUGCUGCCGCGGGAGAGCCGAGCCCAGCUGUUUUCAGCCGCCAACGAGGACAGCAACGGCGACGGAUUUUCGACGGGCGGGCCCGGCGUAGAAUCCAGGUCUUCUGGCGGCGGUGGUGGUAGUGGCAACAGCGGUGGCGGUGUUGUUGCUUCGCGGAAGGCGUUCUCUCGGGGCGCCGUGGUGAAUGGAAGGGGGAGGGGGGGCACCGUGGGCGCGGUGCACGAGAUGCCCAUCGAUGAAAACGGCGUGCGAGACGUGUUGCAGUUUCCGCGGCGACUGUUCGUGACGGACCUGGCGCCCAACCUGUCCAACGCGUCGAUCUACGGCCAGGUUGUUUCCGUGGCCUCCGUUCCGGGAUCCUCCCUGCCUGCGAUCCUGCCCCCUUCUCGUGGCAUGUCGUCGUUAUCAUCGUCCCUAUCGCAGCUGCCGUUGAAGCCCGUGAUGCUCAUGCAGCAGGAGCUGCAGCAGCUGCAGCAGCAGGAGUCUGGCAUGGGCUUGGUGGCGGGGCGGGGGGCAGCAGCUGCUGCUGCUGCUGCUGCAAAGGUCGUUGAGCUCUUGAUAAGGGACGACAGGGGCACGGCGCGCGUGCUGUGCUGCGGACGCAAGGCUGCUGCCGACGCGCUUCGAUGUCGGCCUGGCCAGUAUGUUCUCGUGUGCGGACUCCGCACCUUCGCGGCGGCCUUCCCGCCUUCGGAUGAUUCCGAACAAGGGCCGGACGGCCAUGUGGUCGUGCUCUGUGGAGAAGCGGAAGACAUGUCCCGCGAAGAUGCGGCUGCAACAACGGGCGCAGAAGGGAGAGCAGCGGCAGGGGCGCGGGCGGGGGAAGCGGGAGGGGGCGGAGAUAGUGUAAGCGGGGUGCUGAAUACAUCCAGCCUAGAGGGAUUUCUCCACUGUCCUUUCUUGUCGCGGCAUUCGUUAUUGCACGACAGACGGCGAACGCCUGGACCGCGUGCUUCGUUCGCCUGCAAGGCGGCGGUGACGUGGGCGCGGUGGACGUUUGACGGAGACGGUCUGUGGGCUGUCCAUCGGCGGUGCGGCGCGCGCCUCCCGUGUCACUUCAGCGCCCUCGGCGCAAGCGCGGACCCGGCGAGGCGGACAUCAAGGAAACGACAGAGGGACAUGCGCGAGCCGGGGUGUGUGAGGAACGGGGGGACGGGAGCACGGCAGGGCGUGUCCGUGAUGUGUCCGCUUUGUCAGGCCGGUGUGUCUGCCUCCUUGUCUUCCUCCCAAUUCACGUUCGUGCACGAUACUGCUGCUGCAGUACUGACUGUGGCAUUGAUCAGCUUUUGCCACUGGGCUUGCGUUGUUGCGCGUGCACGACGUUUGCUGCGGCAGAGGUCCGUUAGGGUUGCCUGCGCGGACGAAGCGGAGCUGGGAUACGCCCCGCUUCUCCUCGCCCUCGACGAUGGUACCAGGUGCCUCGUGGCGGAGUGCCGGAGCGCCGUCGUUUCCGCCGCCUUCGGAGGCAUGAACGCCCACGAUUUCCUACAGAUGGACGAGGCCGAGCGAAAAGCGACUGUCGAUUCGCUGGUGGGCCGUGAGAUUCGUUGCGUCGUAGGCGGCGGCGGCGCGGCGAGCGAAGUUGGCGGCAACGGCAGCGCUUGCUCCAACGGGGGAGGGGGCGAGGGCGACUGGGAUGGUGCGGGGCGGGUGGGGCUUCGCGUGGAGCGUAUCGCCAGCGUGAACCCGGCGGCUGAUCUGGCGUACUUGGUGUCUGCCAUGGAUGGAUAGCUUAAAUCGUUAUGAGUCUCCCAGUAAGGUUUGAAUUGUCCAUUCAAGCACCGGUACUGGUUGUUCGUUGCUGCUGAAGGUUGGUGUGGUGCUGAGGGUCUGGUUGUUGUCUAAAUGUGGGCGUGUUGCUUCUGCUCGGGUGCAGUCUUGGCGCUACCAGAGGUCAAUCGAAAAUUCAUCGCCUCGAUCCCUCAACCUCCGUGAUGAGAGAAGCAACGGGACUGCACCU